GUUUGUUGAGAUAACGAAAUAUUUUAAGUUCAAGGUCAUUUAAAAUUAAAAUGUUUGCUUCUCUUGGAGAAAAUCUUCCUUUAGUUUAUUAUUUACAAUUAAUAGCUUUCUAAAAUACAGAGUAUCACGUGAUCAUAUAUAUUGAAUUUUAAUUGGUCAUCGGUGAGCGUGCCCUGCGCGACGCGAGAGGCGCAAUACAUAAUAGUUCACCAAAAUGCCGUCGGAAUCUAAGCCUUUGUUGACAGCUCAAACAGAAAAACCGAAUCAUUAUAAAUAUUUGAAGGAAUUCCGAGUCGAGCAGUGUCCAUCAUUUCUACAACAUAAAUGUACACAACAUAGGCCUUUUACAUGUUUUCAUUGGCAUUUUAAUAACCAGAGAAGAAGAAGACCAGUUAGAAAAAGAGACGGAUCAUUUAAUUAUAGCGCUGAUAAUUAUUGUGCCAAGUAUAACGAGACAUCGGGCAUUUGCGAAGACGGCGAUGAGUGCCCAUACCUUCAUAGAACAGCAGGGGACACGGAAAGACGUUACCAUCUACGGUAUUACAAGACAUGCAUGUGCGUCCAUGAUACGGACGCUCGUGGACUUUGCACCAAAAAUGGUGCACAUUGUGCAUUUGCGCAUGGUGCACCAGAUUUGCGUCCCCCGGUUCUUGAUGUUAGGGAACUUCAAGCUUUAGAAAAUCCGGAUGGUGCGGAAGGAGAUGCCGCAGCCCCUAAUGCUCUUGAUAGAGAAAGGAAUUUAAUGAACGAAGAUCCAAAGUGGCAAGAUACAAAUUAUGUAUUGUCAUCAUAUAAAACAGAGCCAUGUAAAAGACCGCCUAGAUUAUGUAGACAAGGGUAUGCUUGCCCGCAGUAUCACAAUAGUAAAGAUAAGCGUAGAUCACCAAGGAAGUACAAGUACCGCAGCACGCCUUGCCCGAGCGUGAAGCAUGCGGAGGAGUGGGGCGAGCCCAGCAACUGCGAGGUGGGCGAUGCGUGUGGGUACUGUCACACGCGCACCGAGCAGCAGUUCCACCCUGAGAUAUACAAGUCUACCAAGUGCAAUGAUGUGCAGCAAGCCGGCUACUGCCCGCGCGGACUCUUCUGUGCAUUCGCACAUGUCGAACCGGAAGAUCUGACAGCCGGACGGGAUCUGACAGCUCCCCUGGAGUGCGGCACCAACCUUGCAGACCUUCUGUCCUCCGCACUACCCGAGAAGCGCGCGCCCUCGCCCGCGCCGCCGCACACCAACGGCGACGAGUGUGCCUCAACUUCCAGCGGCGGCUCCGCCCCCCAGCGCACCUACGACGACAAGUUCUCCUGGCACCCGCGCAGCACUUUCGACCCCACCGUGCUGCAGGAGGUCGUGGGCAACGCACUCGACGACUUACAUCUGGACGACCCAGUGAACCUGGUCGCCUCGCUCGACCGCGACCUCUCCGACAGCGAGGGACUGCUCGGCGGCUCCGCGCCCGUUAACAUUCCACGCCCGCCCCUGCGCGGCUUCAGCCCGCCCACCGGCGGCUCCCCGCUGCCCCCCUUCCUGCGCUACGCCUCCACCGACGACCGCCUCUUCAACUCGCACAUAAAAGCGGGUAGCUUCGGCGCCGCGGGCGCGGGCCCUUUCGAGUUCGCGGCGGCGUCGCCCUCCGCACCCACGGAGCUGUCGCGGCUUCGUGAGGAGGUACAUGCGUCUCGCGCCGCCGCCGCGCGCUGGGACGAGCGCGUUGCACAGGCGCGCUCCGCCUGUGAAGCCUGGCAACGUGAGUCGGACGAGGCACUGCGCAAGACUGCGCUGGCGGAGCGGCAGCGCGAUGAGGCGCUCGCACACGCAAUGUCGCUGCGGCGCGAGCUGGAGGCGGCGCGAGCGGGCACGGGCGCGGGCAGGCGCGAACUGCGCGGCCUGCCGCUCGCCGCACUCAAGGCUCUGCAGGCGCAGGCGCGCGCCGACCUCGAGGAGAUCGAGAAGGUGCUGUACCUGGAGACCGCCACCAAGUGCAUGGUGUGCGAGGAGCAGCCGCGCAGCGUCACACUGGCGCCCUGCAACCACUACGUGCUGUGCGACAGCUGCGCGCUCACAGCCAAGGAGUGCCCAUACUGCCAGACGCCCGUGCAGCAGCUGCCUUGAGCCCGCACACAACAACACAGCAUUGCUUGUACGUCUUUACAAUUGUAAUUUGCGUAACAUUUUAUUUUCUUACUAAAACUAAAGGGAGAUGCGAGCGAUCGCCUCCAGCAGCUGCGGGACUGCGACCGCCUCCAGCAGCUGCGGGA
This is a messenger RNA of Papilio machaon (common yellow swallowtail), 2253 nucleotides long. It is a transcript of the gene unk, whose product is annotated as RING finger protein unkempt. The coding region runs from base 215 to 2107 and encodes 630 amino acids. The transcript is spliced from 6 exons. Gene Ontology annotation, molecular function: metal ion binding. The record is from RefSeq and is a predicted model, not a curated record. Lineage: Eukaryota; Metazoa; Arthropoda; Insecta; Lepidoptera; Papilionidae.